Molecule: messenger RNA, 12027 nt
Organism: Malaclemys terrapin pileata
Lineage: Eukaryota; Metazoa; Chordata; Testudines; Emydidae
Gene: LDLRAD4
Product: low density lipoprotein receptor class A domain containing 4
Exons: 7
Coding region: 800-1732 (310 amino acids)
Biological process (GO): negative regulation of transforming growth factor beta receptor signaling pathway
Cellular component (GO): early endosome membrane; Golgi membrane
Molecular function (GO): R-SMAD binding
Source: RefSeq, a predicted model, not a curated record
GAGGCGAGCCUGGGAAUGCGCUGGAGGCAGAGCCAGGCUGAGCGCCCGCAGAGCCACCGCGGGAGACAGACGGGGGGAGGAGGCCGGCACUGCCGCUGCUCUGCAUGAGGCUGCAGGGGGUGAGCGGCAGGGCUCGGAGAGAAGGGGUUUAUAAUAAGACGUCAAGAAAGAACUAAUCCAUCUGGGAGCUUGCAUCAGUACUUGGGAGAGCCAUAUGUGACUGCUUCAGACGAGGCUUCAGAAAAUGGUUCCUCUAGCAACCAAGGUGCCCUCACAGACCCAUCCAUCUGCCAGACAGUCCUGCAACUCAUUGGCUUAAUGACUUCUGUCUUUGAUUUGAUGUCUCUUCACAGCAGAGCUCCACUUUCCUCCCUACUUGAGUGUGCCUGAAGGGGGAGAGAAGCACAAGAGAGACAAGACAAUUGAACAUCACAAGUGGCUCAGUCCCAAAAAAAUUAUGCUGGAUGAACAGUGGAUUAGAACUAAAUUUUAAGAAGGAAAUACAAUCUCAGUCUGACAAUUGUCUUCACUUUCAAAUUCAUCAUGGCCAAAAUCCUCUGGCUGGACGGCUGAGGUGAGUGUCGUACGUUUGCUGUUUGGGCUCAGUGCAUAUCCCUUGUACCUACGGCUCAAAGGACCUGGGAGCAGGUGGGAAUUGGAUGAUGCCAAAUGCUGGAAUGGGGAGAGAAAUGGACUGUGACAAGCUAAGAUGGAAGUGACUUGACAGCUUCAAGCCUAGCAGUUGCCUCUAGUAAGGACAGGUUAAGAUUGGAAUCACAAGUUUCGCUGAGAGAGCAGUAUGCAGGAAGCUGGUUUUCAGGCCACAAAUGCUUUCACAGAGUGCAAAUUCACCUGCACCAGUGGUAAAUGCUUGUAUCUUGGUUCGCUGAUUUGUAACCAACAGAAUGACUGUGGGGAUAACAGCGAUGAGGAGAACUGUCUACUUGUAACAGAGCAUCCACCUCCAGGCAUCUUCAGCUCUGAACUGGAGUUUGUUCAGAUAAUCAUUAUAAUCGUGGUGAUAACUGUUAUGGUGAUAGUGAUCAUCUGCCUGUUGAACCAUUACAAACUCUCAACACGCUCUUUCAUCAACCGACAGAGCCAAAACAGGAGGCAGGAAGAAACUUUGCAGCCGGAAGGGUGCUUGUGGCCUUCAGACAGCUCAGUGUCACGACAAGGUGCUUCAGAGAUCAUGUAUGCCCCAAGGUCCAGGGACAGGUUUACCGCUCCAUCAUUCAUGCAGCGGGACCGUUUCAGUCGCUUCCAGCCAACCUACCCUUACAUGCAGCAUGAGAUUGACCUUCCUCCGACCAUCUCCCUCUCUGAUGGAGAAGAGCCACCACCAUACCAAGGGCCAUGCACACUGCAGCUCCGGGACCCAGAACAGCAGAUGGAACUCAAUCGAGAGUCUGUCAGGGCACCACCCAACAGAACCAUUUUUGACAGUGACUUGAUAGACAUUUCAAUGUACAACGGGGGCCCAUGCCCACCAAGCAGCAAUUCGGGCAUAAGUGCAACCAACUAUAGCAGUAAUGGAAGGAUGGAAGGACCACCCCCAACAUACAGUGAGGUCAUGGGUAAUUACCCAGGCUCCUCUUUUUUCCAUCACCAGCACAGCAAUGCGCCUCCUUCAUCACAGAGGGGGAGCAGACUUCAGUUUCAGCAGAACAAUUCAGAGAGCACAAUAGUCCCUAUUAAAGGCAAAGACAGGAAACCAGGAAACCUUGUCUAAGUUACUUUCCCAGGUGCACUUGAACUGAAGACAAGAGAAUCAAACAGGAAUUUGGAGGAAAAUCCCCACAUUCCUGUGCACAAUGUUGUUAAGUUACACGUGGUACAACUUAGUAAAACCAAACGUGCAAACCAGUUCUUUGUUUCUGAUUCCUUUCAGGGGAAUUGCAUGCAAAGUGGAUUGAGAUAAUACAAACUUCCAUUCAGUUUGGCCAUGAGCAGUGUUUUGGGGGAAAAUAUAUAUUAUUUUUUUUAAAUAAACUAUUUGAAUUAUUUAAUUCUAAAAGGAAACUUAGCACAGAAAUUAGGCUUGUACAGCCUGUUUUAUAUUAACUGAAUGGCAGAAAGAAGAAAAUGAGAAGAAAGUUUUGCUAGGUAAACGGGAGAAGAAUCGGCCAGUUUGCUUUUUUCUCCCAAGGCGUGGAAUUUUUUUUAUAUGAAUCAAAAUUCCUGUUUUGUGUGCCAAGGUGUAAAGUUGAGAAAUUAGAUGAAUGCAAGGAGUUAAUUUGUGUUGUGAAAAAUGUGUUUUAAAAAGUUGCACUAUCUUAAUGUUUUAAAAAAUAUAUAUCUGAGGGAACUGUUUUACGUGAAGUUCUUCUAUAUGUUGUCUUUUCAAAACCUGUGGAAUAAUGAUUAGACCCCAGGAGUAAUCUGGAGAGUUUGCCCCAUCUGGUAUUUGUCACUGAAAGAGGAUUGUUGAAUUUAGCCUAACACCUAUUGACUUACAUAAAUCAGGAACUACAGGAACACUUAACAUGUUAUUAUCUUUGCAGUAAUUUGCAUUAAAAUAACAGUGCAUCAAUGAAGUGUCUUGGAGACUUUUGGAUGGAAGUAAGCAAACAUGAAAUUCCAGCAUUUCACAUCACUUAGGUUGUUUUAGCUAUUACGCAGUUUAGGCCAUUUGUUUCAUUUAAAGCAAAACAUACUAAUUUAUAUUAAUUAUUAACAAAGCACUGUCAUUUUUUUUCCUUUUCGCAAUGCAGUAUCGUUAAUACUUAAGGUUUUAGAGAUUUUGUCUUCAGUGUAGCCUGAAAUAUAUUUAGUCACAUAUCCUGAUGUUAUGCAAUAAAUUGUUUAAAAAUGCAAGGUGGUUCUGUCCCGUCCCCAUCCCCCAGAAUGCAGUUAAAAUAAGUGACUCUUUCUUGCGCAUUUUACUGUCCAGUUUCUAUUUAAAUUCUCUACUGAGAUCCAUCCUGUUUAAGCAAGUGGACUUCAGUAACCAUACCCCCUCCUAUGCAGUUUCUGCAACACAUUUGAUACUUUUUACAGUGCUAGUGAUAUUGGCAAUGGUUUCUGCAGCAUUUGAAAGCCAUUGGAAGUGACUUGGGAGCCCCGGUUAAUCUCACUGUAAGCCAUUAGCCUUUUCCUCUGGGCCUGAUCCUGCAAACCCUUACUCAUGCACAUAAUCCCAUUGAGCCCAAUGGGACUAGGCACAUGUGUAAAGAUUACUCACGUGUGUGAGUGUAGGAUCUGGCCCAAUUUUUGUAAUACUAAAGUAAUUGGAAGAUAUGUGUCUGCCUGUCGAAUGUUGCCUAGGUUUUUACUUUCUUUCCAUGGUUAGCUUCUCUGCCGAAGUUAAUGUAAGAAUUGGAAGGCAAUUGAAGAAUGGUGGUAGUGACUUCAAGAGCACACAGAAAAAGCACAAUAUGCACUUAAAAUGCAUUUUGGAAAUGGACUUUAAAAGAAAAAAAGAAUCUUUAGAGUCUUAGUUUUAAUAUUCCUAAUAUAUAUGUGUAGUAGAGUUUUCACUGUAAGGUCUCACUUUUUCUACAGUCUUAAGCCUAGUGCUUUGUUAACAGCAGCAACCAACGAGUGCAUCAAAUGCACUGCAGAAAAGUACUGUACUGUACAGCACCUCUUCCGAUUGCUGGAGGUUGGAUUUCUGUGUGACUUCUACCUACUACAGGGCUUGAUUGAAACAUUGAUUACUGAAGUGAAUCUUUGAUCUAUGCAGAGUUUUAAUGCCAAAACAGCGUGUGUGUAUGCAUGUGUGUGUUCAUUUUAUGGGUCUCUGUAUAGAUAACUUCCUUAGUGAGGUGACUUUGUACUAUUCUAGUUUGAUGAAUAUUGGAAUAACUAUAUUCUGAACAGACAGCCCCAUUUAUAACUGAUCAGAAUCUGCUUGUUUCUUGAUCUGAAUUGUCCCUGGUAAUGCAAAGUGAACCAUUUUUAUUUAUGUAGCUAUAUUUGAAGGGAGAAGUAGGAGACUGAAUUUAGCAGUUUCCCUUACUAAUGCCCCCAGCACAGAUGUUUAUGGGAUGACUGACUAGCUGUCUGUCGAUUAUAGCUCUUGCCUUUUAUAGUUUGUGGGAGUAAUACAUCUUGGAAUUAGAAUUUUACAGAUGACCUGCAGGUUUAGGCCUGAGGCAGUAUCCACAAUUUAAGUCACUUCAGUGACUUUGUUGCUAUUAGAGGUGAGCAGAAGUGAGUUGUUGCCUAGAUCAGGAUUAUUCAGCCCUGAGGCAUCUAGGUCAGAGAACAAAUGGAAAUCAAUUGUCAUUCAGUCAGGGAACCACUGGGCCAGGAGAAGGGUAGGUGAGCAGUCCUUGGCAUUGGACCAGUUUGAAUACAAGCUGUCCCACUGCUCUCCAGAUCUCAUUAAAGCCACAUCUACUGACUUCAAAGCCACCUCUUGGGAAUGUAUCUUCUUUGAGGAUAACUCUUUACCAUCUUUCCACCCUAGUGUCCCAGUGUGUUGGUGUAACUCCUAUUAACAUUGAUGGAUGUGAUGCAUGCACAUACAGAAGAAAACACCUAUCACAAUGGUCUGUUAGGUUUCCUUGAACUAGGGUUACAAACACUGCAGAGGAAGUAACACAUUAUCUCAGCUCUGCAAAAAGAGAUUUUUAGACUUCAUUCUGAUUAUAUCUUAAUGAAUGUUAGUAAUCUUUGAGGUGGAUUCUGCCAACAAUAUUACAAAGGAGUGCUCUUUCUUUCUUUCUUUCUGGUCAUAGAGAACAGAGAACACGCCAGCACUGUUAGAACUGAAUUUUGAAAGAGAAAAUAAGAAGAAAUGAUAUCAAACAAGAAGUCACUGUCAGUCUGUUCAGGCUCAAAAAUGGGCAUUCUCUCCAGGGAGGUAAAUUUUAUGCAGCAAUUCUGGAGGAGUCUCUGUAAAAAGACUCAGGACCAUAUUCUACGAUGUCCUAGCCACCCAAAUGUAAUUUUUAAACUAUUAAAUUGAUAUAUGUUCUUCAGAUUAUCACAUGGGUAAAACAUACAUGGUACAUGUUUGUGUAUGUGUCCAUGUAUGUAUGUUAUAUGUAAAGUACACACAAAUAUACCACAUAUGUAGAGGCUUUUAUCCAGGUUUUUAUCCUCUGACUGCCUCACUUGCCCUCUGCCCAAUAACCUAUCUUCCUCAAGAUUUACUGAAACACUCCACAUUUCUGAGCAACUUCAAACAGCUGUUACUUUUAAAAAAUUUAAUCUUUCAGAAAUAGAUAUUCCCUCCUCUUCUCUCCACCUCAAAAGUAGAAUUCCUCCCCAAAAUUACCCUGUUCUAACUUAGGCCCUGGCUGGACAAGUUUCAGCUGUUGGACUGGUGUCAGUUUUUCUAUUCAGAAAAAAUGUCUAAUCUUCAGAGUGUGUUGCCUGGUGGUCUCACAGGAAUAGGAAAGGGAGCUUUAUGCUAUCAGGAAGAGGGAAUUACAAACUUCCCAGUGGGAUACAUAUCACUUACUUCUAGCCCUGGAAUUACAGAAAAAUCUCUCAAGCCUAUUUUUAGAGGUUUGCCUGGCUCCUUCUGAGCACGGCGCAGUUUGACUUCUGGUAUGUGAGGCACCUGACUUUAAGGUAUGAAUGAGAGAUGAAAAAUAGUCCCAGUAAAAAUGUUAAAAGCUCUCUCAAGUAUUCUUAAGAUAGCAUUUCUGUAAGGUGUAUGGCAUAUAGAGAAUACAUGAUACAGUGAUGUGAUAGGAAGGUUUGGUCAUCAUUAGUUUGGGAUGAUUUCCAUACGCCCCACUCAUAGCUUUGUCACUCAUGAGCAAUGCAUCUAACCCAAACUCAUGCUGAUAACGUUUUACCACACUGUUGUUCACUCUCUGUAUGUGAGAAAACACGCACACAUUCUAUAUAUGCAGUCAUGAUCAACAGAAUAACUACCUUUAUUUUUGUAUCUGCAACCAUGGAAUUAAUUGGAACCGUGCAAUUAAUUGCAUUUAUUUUGCACCUUUGUCCUCAUUUUCAUUCUGCCCACUAAUCCAUCCCAGUUGGAGCUACUUCUGAUGUUCCAAAUCGCAAUAGUACUAGCUUCAAAUGAAAAAGAGCCUGCCACUAAAUUUUUUCCUAUAAUUGUGGCUUGGGUGAAAAUAGGAAUUGAAAUUACACUGCUGCAAGAAUAGCACAAUUCACUAGGAAAAAAGCUUUAGCCCAGUAAAGAAUGUUCUACUGUUCUCCUGUAGGAAGCAUUCAUUUCUAGCCCUGAACCUUAAAACUGACACCUUCAUUUGUAAGAAAUGUUUGAAGGUUUUAAAAAUGUUUUAUAACUAACAUUUCUCUGACUCUGAGUCCUGCACACUCAUGGUAACUAAGGCAACCUGGCUUUCCAGGCAAGGAAUACAAAAAAAUAGUACCAGUCAAAACACACACACUCUAAAAUUGUUCUUAAAAAACUUGUAAGCAGGAGGAAUAAACAAAACACCUGCUGGUGUGUUUGAAAGGAUUAAUUGGGAUUUGGAUAUUUGGGGUUUUUCAGAAACUCUCAUAGCUGCCCUGCCCUGGACUCAUGCCAUACGUGACCAUUGUUUGUGUUUGCCCACAUAGACAUGUACACCUUCUCUCUAUCUGUUCUAGUUAUCCAGAUAUUAAUUAUUAUUCUAUAACCAUCUUCCAGGGAUGCUGCGUGGGUUUAUUUUCUGUCAUAAGCCAGUUUAAAACGUCCCUUUCAUACUAUAGGAAACUAUUUUGAAUCCUGCUGUUGAACAUGGCUCUGUUACAUGCCUGGGCAGUGACAGGUAACCACUCAAAAGGUUGAAAGUGUGAGGAGCACCCGCUCUCUUCCCUCGCCGGUUGAAUAAUGUACGGUACCCUGCUUCAACCAGUUGCCCAGGUUCCCAACUCUGACAUGGGGCACUGGUGCAUCUUCCAUCCAACAGCUCUCCUCAUUAGGAUGCAUUUGAAAGCAGUCCUCAUAUAUUGGGAACUGCCCUGCAGGAGACCACUUGUACUGCGGUCCUGCAGUGAAACAGAUUUUUAAAACUACAGAAGCACAUUGUCUCUAAGGGCUUGUCUAUACUUACGUGCUGGUUCGGCAGCAGGCAAUGGAACUUCUGGGUUCGAUUUAUCGCGUCUUGUCUGGAUGCGAUAAAUCGAACCCAGAAGUGCUCCCUGUCGACUCCGGUAAUCCUGCUCGGCGCGAGGAGUAUGCGGAGUCGAUGGGGGAGCCUGCCUGCCGCGUCUGGACCGCGGUAGGUUCGAACUAAGGUACGUUGACUUCAGCUACGUUAUUCACGUAGUUGAAGUUGCGUACCUUAGUUCGAACUGGGGGGUUAGUGUAGACCAGGCCUAAUAAACCUAGGUGGUACUAACAAGGGACCCAUGUUUGAGAGUUGAUUCAGAUGAAGCUUUGCUUUAGAUUAUUUUUGUUUCCUUUAAGGGCUGUUAUAAGAAUCUUGUGAAAUAUGGUUGGCCUUUCCCGUUGUGUACAUGCCCCGAAACUAACCCCAAAUGUGUCACUUUUGUUUUCCCCCCACCCCCACCCCCAAGGAGGUACUGUCAUAGAAUUGCUUAACAUCUAUAGAGGCCCUUAUAGCAGCAUUUCACGUGUAAAAAACCCUUGUGGGGAUUUGUCUGAGUUACAUCGUUUCAGCUGAACUUUCAGAGUUUCAUUUUAAUUUAUCUUUAUUGGCUGUUUCCUUUUUAAAUUACAAUUUACACUUCUCGUUAUGGGGUCCCACUUUAAAAUCCAGACCAAGACCCACCUAAGAAUGUUGGCUCAGGCCUGGUUUGCACUUAGCAGUUUUGCUGGCAUAGCCGUGUUGCGCUGGAUGUGAUCCCCACCUCCUUGAUUAACAUCGGUAUGUCAGCAAAAGCCCUAAUGUAAAUGCAGUUAAACCAAUGGCACAAAAGUCCUUUUGCUAGUCUAGUGUACUCCAUUUGGGGAACUGGUCAAAGAUCUUUUGCCGAUAUAAGCUGCAUCUCCACCACCGGGGAUUUGCCAGUAUAUAGGUCUAGUUAUACCAGCAAACCCUUCCACGUGUAGGCAAGGCUCAGUAUAGACGAAGUGCUUUGUCCAGAUGGUAAAUAGCACCAAUGCAAAAUUUAGAAGUCGAUUCAUGCUUUGUAAAUCAGCAACAAAUAUUUUGCUUUAAUACAUUUAAAGGCCACUAACACCUCAUUUGUAAUCAUUCAUUCUACAUUUCUCUGCUCUCAAAGCAAAGCAGGGAAGGUCGAGCUUGGUUUGUACUGAAAAUGUCAAAAACUCUCCUUCUGGCUGUACUUCUGCCUUGGCAUAUUCUGUGUUACAUCUUUAGAAUAAAUACAAGCAAAGCUAGUAUUGCUUUAAUGCUAAAAUAUUUUACCUUUUUGUGUUUAAAACAGAGAGAAACAAACAAAAAGAAACCCCGCCCUGUAUGUGAUUUACUGCCAGGGAUGACUGUGGCUCAUUUCUUUGCUAUAUUGCUGCUGCCGCUGCUUUAAAUGGUUUGGUAUGUGAGUUUUCUGAUACCACGUGGUAUGUGUUCGGAUCUCGUGGGUGACAAAGCUGUCUUUUUCUUCAUCCUUUCUCUCCUCCGUUUGUGCUUGUCUGUCUGCUGUGGUAGGGGUAAUAAUAAAUAAAUAUAUACAUAUAUAUUAGAUAUAAUUUGGAGGAGGUUUGCAUGUUAGUAGUUUGUAAGCAACUAAGGGGCCUCAUGUUCAGGUCUGAGCAGAUAGGAAUCCGCUUGCACUCUAGGGGCCAGAUCCGAAGCUCAUUGAAGUCAAUGGAAAGACUCCCAUUGAUUUCAGUGGACUUUGGCUCAAGUCCUAUGCUCCCACCUUUGUUGUGCCUCACUUAAAAUGGUGCUUCUUCAGUUGUCUGUCUCUUCUUCUGAGUUUUAUUUGUAAGGUGCUGUAUAUAACUUGAAUAUAUUAUGCACAUAUCCUACCCAAUGGGUAGAACAAACAAACAAAAAAAUACAUUGUUAAUACUGUAAGAUAAUGUAUAGAUGAUACCAAUUUUAACACAAAAAAGGGCAUUGAAUUUGUGAAUGCCUACCUAUGUGCUUGGUCCUCUUUUGUAAGAAAAUUUGCAAAUGUAUGCAUACAAAUGACAAAAAGUCUAUGUAUUUUAUUUUCCUAUUAAAUAUCAAUAUAAUAUCAUAAGGGAAAAGAAGAGUUUGAACAAAUCACUUUUGACCAGCUUGUAUAUAGCAACUGGUUGUUUGAUGCAUCUUUGCGAUGAAGAUCAUUCUUUUUGUGUGUGUCACUUUAAGGAAAAAGAAAAACAAAACAAACAAACCUUCACAGCUUUAACUUUGCAGCUAGAUGCUUCCCUUUGUUAUCACCUUGUUGUUGCUGAGUUGAACCAGUAUUAGCUACUUCUUCUCCAGCAGAUAUUUUAUUUAUACCCUCAGUUACCUUAUUUACCUAAAGAUGGGCUAAAACCGUAGAACCUCUUUAUCCAAACCCUAUGACACUGUAUGGGCCUUGGAUAAAUUGAGACCUGGAUCAAAACCGAUCCUGCAAAAGUCAAAAGUAGGCCAACAGAGUUUUUCAAAAACAAAAACAGUCCUUUUGUUGCACUUAUAUCUGAUACACAGCCCUCCCAUUCUAUACUCUGAAGGCUUUGUCUGCAUUCAGGAUUCAGCAAUCUGUGUAGCUGCCGUGUAAAGCUGUAAUUUAUGCGGUUUGAUCUUACCCCGAUUGAAAUGGGAGCAUAUUGAAGUGGUUCAAUAUUCAACUUUCCUUGUUCACACUGGGGUUUGCAGCACUGCUGGACCAGUGAUAGCGGAACUGGGGCUAAUACUGAGUAUAGACAAGGCCUAAAUCCGUCCAAGCCCAGUGAGCAGUGGUGUAAGGCCAGGUCAGGUCUACACUUAAAACUUUUAUAAGAAUAAUGAUGUCUGUUCGGCGUGUGACUUAUUUUAUUUUUAUGAAAUUUUAUACCAACAAAAGCCCAAGUGUAGACCCAGUUAUACAGGCAUAAAAGUCCUUUUGCUAGUAUACGUUUUGUCAUUCAGGAAAUUGAUAUAAGCUUUUGCCAGCAUAACCUUCGUCUACCCUUGGAGGGUUUGCUGGUAUGGUUAUAUCUGUUUAGCAAAUCUUUUUUCAUGUAGACAAGGCCUAAUCUUUCGAUUUUGAGGAUGGGGUGGGAGCCAGUUUAUUUUUAAGGCUGAUGAGCAAGAAAAGCCGUUUGCAGUUUGUCCGGGGCUUUGUUGUACGUGGCAAGGCCUUCUUGACAGUUUGCUCCUCCAGUCUUUCCGCACUUUUGGUUGUCCGUGUGCACUCUUGGCGUGGCUUGUUAGGUAAAGCGAAUACCUCAGGAAAACAAACACAAAGUUUGAGUUUAGAAUUGCAGAUAGUGAACUUAUUUUUCUAAACUGCUUGUUUUAAAUAGCCCGGGAUGGUAGAUGAUAUAAAAGUUAACUGUCAAAGACUGAAUAAUCCACUAACGAAUGGCUACUUUUUUAUACUUGUCAGGCUUUAACCACAAGCAUAACAUAGCAAUGUGUUGGAAUAUGUUUGAGGUGGCGUUUUUGUUGGUUUUCAGAUAUCUAGCUAAAUGCUACACUAAAACUCAGGGGGCCUCAUCUAAAGCCAGCUGAAGACAAUGGUAAGACUCCCAUUGAGUUCAAUGGGCUUUGGAUCAGGUCCAUAACACUCAAGAAUUUACUUUGUCCUUUUAUUGGCCUAUCGUGGCUUCUCUCUCUAUUGACCUGAAACUUCAGCUAUCCAUUUGUCUCUAAAUCUCUUUUAAAGAAACCAUCACAGCAGUCCUGUACCUGACUAGUGAUCACGGUUGUUUUGUUUUGCUUUAAAGAACUGUGUAGAUUUUGUGACCAGUUCCUCCUCAUGCCCUUGCAAGUAGCUCUGUCCAUCCCUUCCUUGUGGAAGUAUUGUGCUGUGCUAUCCAGUGAGCAGGUAACAUAUCUGAAUCUGCAUACUUUAUGAUUGUCGUUUGUUAACUUGUUCAUUGUUUAUCAGGCACAAAGUUUUGCAAAUAGGUCUUGCUGGCCAUUUCCACAUUUCUAUUUGCACUGCAGUAAAACGUCUGUGUCUGGGAAAAAACCUUGACUACGAAGAACAUUUACAAAGUAAACCUUGUGCGGGGGGAGUCUAGAGUAUGAUUUACAAUAGCAAACCUUGCAUAUUGAGUGGACCAAACAAGAUGAUGUCUCCUUUAAAAGUAACUAAUCUCCUUUGAAGCUGCAGUGAAAAGAUUAGAAAGUCUGUGAAGUGUAACCAUAGCUCUGUGUUCACACUUCCCAUUUACUACAACGCACAGCAGGCAUCCAUGAUUUAAAAAGAACUAUGAUCCGAAGUUAUGAGAGCCCAAGGCAUCUUACUGCUGGACAGCAAAAAUAAAACACAAAACUCAUUCAGCUUAAUAUCCUUUAACAAAACAACCAUUUCUUUACUCGCAGUACAAUGGCUUGCUAAGCAUUGCCAAGAAAUUUGUCUUUUGUGGUUCCCAACUGUCUAGUGCCUCUGUGUCAGAGUGUUUCAUGAUGGUGUGUACAUUGAUCAAGCUAUUAUACCUAGCAUUUAUCAUCAGAUUAAUGCCUGUUUUCAGAGCUUUGACCAUUUUUGUUGUUUAUUGCUUGUUAUUAUUUUACAGCCUAAUAUGCUUUAUUGCUGUAUGAUUUUGUGGCUUUCAGGAUCACAUUUUCAACACGUCUGUCUGGCUUUUUGUCCAUUUUGUUUCAAGUUAUUCCAAAAUAUGUACAGCACUAUCCACAAUAUUUAAUCCUUCAUUUAAAUUUUAUUGUUGUAAAAACAGGCCUAUUAAAAGAAAAAGUCUUUUUACAACUGUAUUGGAACUUCUCGGUAGCUGUUUAUGUGAAGCUGUGACAAACCUGGCUUACUUUAAAGACUUUUUUAUUUUCCUUUAACACAAUCAACCUGUUGCUUAUUUUCCAACAUAACUCCCAGUUUAUAUACAGGAGAAGAAGAUUUAAUCUGUUGUGUAUCUGCCUCUUUUAAUUGAGCAAAUGGUGAUGUCCUAGUUUUUAGACCUAAGGUCUGUUAUUGCAAUACUUUUAAAGAAAAGAUGUUGCUCUAAGUGCUGUUGUUAGUUUUAAAUACAGAUUUUAUGCUUGUUCUUAAUAUGCUCUGGUCAAACCAUAGCACAAAAUUAUUAAAAAUCAUGAAAUAACA